This is a messenger RNA of Neohortaea acidophila, 1266 nucleotides long. RefSeq lists its product as uncharacterized. The record is from RefSeq and is a predicted model, not a curated record. The transcript has 3 exons. The coding region runs from base 1 to 1266 and encodes 421 amino acids. NCBI's taxonomy places the organism in Eukaryota, Fungi, Ascomycota, Dothideomycetes, Mycosphaerellales, Teratosphaeriaceae.
AUGCCCAACUCCUUGACCAUCGCUCUCAAAAAUGACAGCGACCACAACAACCUCCACGCAUACGUAACUGGCAUCGCCAUUCAGAACGGUGGGAGACGCUGCCUAUUACGAGCCGAUGGAAGAACUCUCUACUACCCCGAGAGUCCUCCCUCAAUAGGCUCUCCGUUGGCUGAAGACUGCGCCAUACCGCUCGGACAUCCUGGCAACACGACUCGCAUCACCAUUCCUCAAAUUGCCGGAGGUCGCAUCUGGAUCGCCGAGGGCAAGUUGACCUUCUUGCUCAAUCCCGGCCCGGCGCUCGUGGAGCCUAGUGUUCUCAAUCCCAGCGAUCCUAACGCUGCCGUCAAUUUCGCCUUUGCCGAAUUCACCCUCAACAACGACCAGCUGUAUGCUAAUAUUUCUUACGUUGAUUUGGUGCCGCGAUUACCUGUCGCCAUCACUCUACUGCAGGCUUCGGGCGCUGUGCAGCAUGUGGCUGGCAUGGCGCCGAAUGGGCUGGAUAGACUCGCGCAGGAUCUUGAGGCUCAGUCGAGGCAGGAUCGUAGGCCUUGGGAUAAGCUGAUCGUCAGGCACGAACAGAGGAAUCUGCGCAUCCUCAAUGCAACACAUGGCAAUGCAGUCGGUGCCAACUUUGACGGCUACUUCGAGCCGCACAUCGAAGAAGUAUGGCACAAGUAUCGAUCGGGCGCAAGGAUGAGAAUCAACACUCAAGCCGGCCCAGGCGUCGUGGAAGGCCACGUCCAACACGACAAGCUCAUCAUCGGCGGCGAACCCUUCGACAAACCCAACACAGCCGACGUCCUAGGCUGCAACAGCGGGCCCUUCACAACAGGCAGCUCCGCAACCCGCAACGCCAUCAUCCCCCGUCUAGCCGCAGCCUUCGUCCGCUCCACGCUCCUCGAUGCCGAAGACCAGCCAUCCGAUCCCCGCACCUUCUACCGCCGAGAUCCGACGAAUCACUAUGCUCGUUUGGUCCAUGUGCACAAUUUAGAUGGCAAGGGGUAUGCGUUUGCGUAUGAUGAUGUGCAGCUCGAUGGAGGCGAGGAUCAGAGCGGCAAGGUCAAUGCUGGGGACCCGUCGCUUUUAACUGUUACUGUUGGCGGGAAGAGUGCGGCGAGUCUUGCGAGGAAGGCUCCGGCUCCGCCGCCACAGCAGCAGCAGUAUAUGCAUAGUCCUGCUCAAGGGCAACAUGGUACGCCUCAGCAGAGGGAGCAUCAUGGGGUGGCGGAUAAAUUGAAGGGGUUUGCGGAGAGGGUGCUGAAGUGA